Molecule: messenger RNA, 399 nt
Organism: Octopus sinensis (East Asian common octopus)
Lineage: Eukaryota; Metazoa; Mollusca; Cephalopoda; Octopoda; Octopodidae
Product: 60S ribosomal protein L44
Exons: 5
Coding region: 48-368 (106 amino acids)
Biological process (GO): translation
Cellular component (GO): ribosome; cytosolic large ribosomal subunit
Molecular function (GO): structural constituent of ribosome
Source: RefSeq, a predicted model, not a curated record
UUAACUGCGGAUCUACCUCUGUGGUCCUCUUCCGCUAAGCAUUGAGAAUGGUGAACGUCCCCAAAACCCGGCGGACCUACUGCAAAGGUAGAAAAUGCAGGAAACAUACUCUUCACAAGGUGUCACAGUACAAGGCUGGUAAAGCCUCACUAUGUGCCCAAGGUAAGAGACGUUACGACAGGAAACAAAGAGGUUAUGGUGGUCAGACCAAACCUAUCUUUCACAAAAAGGCUAAAACCACCAAGAAAAUUGUCCUUCGAAUGGAGUGUACAGAAUGCAAAUAUAGAAAACAACUGCCAAUUAAACGGUGUAAGCACUUUGAGCUUGGAGGUGACAAGAAAAAGAAGGGCCAGAUGAUUCAGUUUUAAAGUGUUUCUUAGGAAUAAAUGUGAAAGAGAA